This is a messenger RNA of Zea mays, 1439 nucleotides long. RefSeq lists its product as uncharacterized. The transcript is spliced from 7 exons. Gene Ontology annotation, biological process: protein transport to vacuole involved in ubiquitin-dependent protein catabolic process via the multivesicular body sorting pathway. The coding region runs from base 326 to 1084 and encodes 252 amino acids. Lineage: Eukaryota; Viridiplantae; Streptophyta; Magnoliopsida; Poales; Poaceae. The record is from RefSeq and is marked provisional. Gene Ontology annotation, cellular component: ESCRT II complex.
UCCCGAAGACCCGAGUGCACUUCCGUUGCCGCCGCCCGCCGGGCGAUUUUUAGGUCCUCGCUUUCCCCACGCGUGUGGCGUGUUCCGCUCGCGCCCGCCCGGCCUCCCACCCUCUCCAGCGCCGCCGCCUCCUCUUCCCGGCCGAAGGAGCACCGCCCCAGCCGAUCUUCUCUCCCCCACGCCCCAUCAGGCCGUUUCUGGCUGCUCUUGGGCCUCCCUCGCCCUCCCUGACGGCCCCGAGCUCGCCCUCCAUCUCCGCCCCAGCUCGCGCCAUCUCGGUGCCUCGAGCUCGUCGUCCGCGCUUCUGUGGCCACUGCCGGGAAGCAUGAGGAGGAGGCCUGGGAUCGCUGGCUUGCAGAAUGCGGCGGCUACUCGUGACCAAUUCCGGCUGGUCGGGGAGAAUGUGGCCAAGGUGAGGACCGAUGUCAUGAAGGAGCAGCUUGCGACGUUCCGGUCACAGCUCGAGGAAUUCGCUCGCAAGCAUAAGAGUGACAUCCGUAAAAACCCAGUAUUCAGACAGCAGUUCCAUGAGAUGUGCGCAAAAGUCGGAGUAGAUCCAUUGGCAUCUAAUAAAGGAGUCUGGGCAGAACUUCUAGGGAUUGGUGACUUCUACUAUGAACUUGGGGUUCAGAUAGUUGACAUAUGCAUUGCUACCAGAUCACAUAAUGGUGGCUUGAUUGACUUACUAGAUCUCCGCAAACUGCUCGGUCAGAAGAGGAAAGCUACUCUUGAAUCAUUAUCUGAAGAUGACUGUUUGCGUGCUAUAAGCAAGCUAAAAGUCCUUGGUAGUGGUUUUGAAGUAAUUUCUGUUGGGAGGAGAAAGCUUGUGCGUUCAGUUCCUACCGAAUUAAAUAAAGACCACAGUGGGAUACUUGGGCUAGCUCAGGCUGAUGGCUAUGUCACGGUGGAACAAGUUGAAAAGGAAUUCUCAUGGUCUACUGGGCGUGCGAUUGAUGCUCUUGAAACUUUGCUCAAGGAGGGGCUUGCUAUGAUCGACGAUGGCCACAGGGAUGGCAAGCGAAGAUAUUGGUUCCCAUGCGUCACUGUCAGCUCCGACACAGCAGCUGUUGAAGUCAAGUCAUAACCUGUAAGUAAAAUGUCGAUUCCACAGUGUGUUCACGUCCCCAUUCCAUGAGGAUGAGGUGGAAACCAGUGGCACGGAUGUGUGUAAUGAUUGGUAUGUUAAGAAUUCAGUUGGAACAUCACACUUUGAAUAUGAAAGGUGGCAUGAUUCUUAUUUAGGGGCAGUUCGUUUCUUCCGGAACGGAUGCAUGGAUGGAACAAUUUCUAGCUGGUUUGUUUCUCUAAUUUGUAUAAGUUUUGAUCAGCUGGAAUGAUUCCUGGUCCAUUCCUAGACAAACGAACAAGGCCUUAGAAUUCAGGUUUCUUUUUUUUUGUACAAUAUUUAGAGUUAAUAUAAUUCUGGCCUUCUGGCUGGC